Hyaloscypha bicolor E is the source of this 1495-nucleotide messenger RNA. RefSeq names its product S-adenosyl-L-methionine-dependent methyltransferase. Bases 196 to 1485 code for a protein of 429 amino acids. Gene Ontology annotation, molecular function: O-methyltransferase activity. The transcript has 3 exons. NCBI's taxonomy places the organism in Eukaryota, Fungi, Ascomycota, Leotiomycetes, Helotiales, Hyaloscyphaceae. The record is from RefSeq and is a predicted model, not a curated record.
UUUAUCGGAACAUUGAUGGGACGAUAUAGGGGAUCUAACAUUAGGUACACCUUUUGCGUAUCUAUCAACACUUUAAAGGCAGACAGACGACAAGCCCUCGGUUAGGUAUAUCAGAGACGAUCAACCAACUUGUCCUCACCACAACGCCAUCAAUACAGACUCACGGAAUUACCAAGUUAGAACCUGCUCAUCACCAUGCCCGGGCCAAUAUCAUCCUCCGCCCUAUCACCCGACCAACUCGAUGCUCUCGCAGCGGAGCUCACCCAAGCAGCCACACGCCUCCGCCAAAAGAACAAUAGCAACGGCACAAAGAAGGAGAACCUGGGCACCGCCUCAAUCGUGGCAAACGCAGGUAUCGCGGCACUGCGCAGCCUAAUGACGCCCAAGGACCGCUUCUUGGACCUGAUGCUUAUUCCCGCGGCCAUGGGCGUCCUGCGCGUCUUCCUCCACUGGGGCGCGCUCGAACGCAUCCCGCGCGACUGCGUCACGCCGAUCUCGUACGCCAAGCUCGCCGAGCAGUUGGGGGCUGAGGUCGGGCUUCUUAGACGCCUCGCGUGGACGCUCGUCGCGGCGGGCUUCCUCAAACAGGUUGGGACCGAUCAGGUAGUCAACACGCCCAACUCGGUGGUCCUGAUCGAUAACCCGACGCUGAAGGGGGUUUUGGACGUGGUUUCCCACCAAGUCUCGGCGGCAAUGGUCUUCCCCAAAUACUUCGAGCGCUACGGCCGGAUCGAACCGACCCAGCAGCGCGGCAGCCCGUGGACAUUUUCGCGGGGGCAGCCCGAUAAGACCAUCUGGGAGAUCAUGCAGGAGGAUCCGGACGAGGUGGAAGGGUUCGCAAAGUCCAUGCGCGUCAGUUCAAGAUUCUAUCCAAUGCCGGGACCAUACGAUUUCUCCUGGAUCGUUGACCACCCCAUCGAGGACAAGAGUCGACCACUGCUCGUCGAUGUCGGCGGCAGCGAUGGCGAAGUUUUGCUGUCGAUCUUGCGGAACACGCCCAGUUUACCGCCCGAGCGGUGUGUGCUCCAGGAUUUGCCGCACGUGCUGGCCAUGACGCGGCAGGAGGAGGAGAUCAAGGCGUUGAAGAAGGUGCCGAUCGACUUUUUCAAGGAGGAGCCGGUGAAAGGUGAGUUCUCCGGGAUUUUGACAGACGUGAAACCGAGACUCACACUCUCUCCAGGAGCCCUUGUCUACCAUAUCCGCCGUACCUUGCACGAUUACGCCGACGCCGACGCGCUCAACAUACUGCGGCUGAUCGCCAAGGCCAUGGCGCCUGAUAGCCGACUGUUGAUCGUCGAGUUGAUCAUGACUAACCCGCCGACGCCCUUUGCGGCCGCCGUGGACUUGUUUAUGUGUAUCACUGCGGGAAAGGAGCGCACCAUUGAGAUGUUUGAGCGCUUGACUGCUGAUGCCGGGCUGCGUAUCACGCGCGUUGUUCCUGGGAAGACCAGCGAGAUGGGAGUUCUAGAGUGUAUGAAGGUAUGAGUGAAUAGCA